UAAUGGCAACACUGUGACUAACAAACUAAAGACGUCAAUAAAUGAAGGUUAUGUUUUAAAUUUAUUAUUAUUUGUUUAUGUUUAUUCAUAGAGAAUUAACAACAAGUGUUUACUGUAUGAUUGUACAACUACAACACAACACAACAUGUCCGACUCCGAACCCGAAGAAGUAAAUCGAUACAAAAAAUUUAAACACUGUUCCGCCAUAAGUGAGGAUGAACGAAAACUACUACUUCAGUGCGUGAGCAAAUUUCAAUUACAUAAAUAUUAUGAAUAUACACCUGCAAUUAAAGCUGAAAUAAAUGAGAAAUGGAUACAGUUCUCGGAGAUACUCAAAGAUAAAGGCUAUGACAGGGCAACUGAAAAAUUAGGGAAUCAAUACCUAUCUCUUAAAAAACAGGCAAUUAGGAGUAUAUCAAUUUUUUAUGGUCAUAGACGUGGCGAGAAACCCACAAAAAUAGAUUAUCUGUUCGCAUAUUUAUUUCCGAAGUAUUUUGAGAAAGUCGGUUUGGAUAUGAAUGAAUUGAUGGCAGAUGCUAAAGUAAAUGCAAAGGAAAUCCUAGAAAGUUUAGCUUCUACCGAAGAUCAAGAAUGCGCUACUAUAUUGGAGGAUACAGCAUCCUUAGAAUAUUCAAACAAGCUAAAACCUCAAAUGAAUUUAAAGAGAUCUCAUUCCAAUAAAGCCGAAGGACCAGCAAAUAAGAUGACCAAAGUCCACGAAGAUGAAGCUACAUUAGAGCCUUUAAUAAAUAACAAUAAUUCUUUAAAGGAUUAUAUAAAUGCACUUAAAGCCAAACUUCUGGAUAUAGAAAAUAAGAUAAAGGAAAAAGAUCAUCAGCUUGAGCUCAAAAAUUUAGAAAUUUCACGUUUAAACGACCUUCAUGCUAAGAACUUAGAAGAAAUGAAAUUUGGAGUAUAGUUUCAAAUUGUUGAAAACAAAGACUAGCUUUAGAUGAAACUUCAGUAUUUUAUUUAUAAUGUUUUUCUACUGUAGUAAAUAAUUUUUAGUAAUAUGUGAUGGAUUCUCAUGUAAUAUUCUGUGUUAUAGAAUAAAAUCCUUGUUGGGAAGAGUUUUGUUGUAUAAUCCACUUCUGCAAUUAUUGUGAUGUAUUUGAUUUAAAAUGAAUUCAGGAAUUUUUUUGUAGUUUGGCAACAAUGUCAACUUAGAUCUCUGACGUACAACGGUAUGUAGACUCAUAAACACAUAUGAAAUGACGAAAUGUAGUUGCCUACAUUUGGCGUAAGACUUGCGACUUGCUUGACAUUGACAUUUCAAAUUAUGAUAAAUGAUUUAAAAGUGUUUACAUUCUUUAAAAGACAGAUUUUUUACAAAAAAUUUCUUAUUUUUGUAAUCCAUAAACUAAUUUUAUGUGCCUAAGCCCAAAACUAUUAUUCAACAAGAACAAUGGAGUUAGAAGGAAAGGACAGUGAAGAAAACAAACGAG
Molecule: messenger RNA, 1445 nt
Organism: Diabrotica virgifera virgifera (western corn rootworm)
Lineage: Eukaryota; Metazoa; Arthropoda; Insecta; Coleoptera; Chrysomelidae
Exons: 4
Coding region: 146-919 (257 amino acids)
Source: RefSeq, a predicted model, not a curated record